This is a messenger RNA of Cicer arietinum (chickpea), 5095 nucleotides long. The record is from RefSeq and is a predicted model, not a curated record. Lineage: Eukaryota; Viridiplantae; Streptophyta; Magnoliopsida; Fabales; Fabaceae.
CGAAGGUCAGGUUCUGAAUCCGAUCUGAUCCAAUAUAGAACAACCUCCCAGCGUGCCACAACCGUUCACUCCUUCGUAAUACUAACUUCAUCUUCAACCACAAUAAACCUGCAAACCCUAACCCUAAUUCUAAUUCUCCAUCCAAUUAUGGCCACCGAUGGUCACGAUUCUCGACGCAAGCAUCACCGAUCAUCCUCUCCGGAAGACCUAGACAAAUCCUCCAAGCGUCACAAGCACCGCCACCAUCACCGCCAUCGUCACGGAACCAAAAGACGUGAUGAAGAGAUUCAUCACGAUGCCGGAAUAGUUGCCACGAUUCCUUCUCCAAGUCCUCCUCCUAUUCUCGCUCCGCACAGCCAUCUCCCUGACGAUGACGUCGAGGAGGGAGAGAUUCUCGAUGACGAGACUUUCGACGGUGUGGUUGGAAAGAAACAAUUGGAAUCCGAUGCUGAACCUGGUGAAAUUGAGGUGAAAGCAGAUCGAGAUCUUCGAUCUGAUAAGAAAAUUCCGGGACUUCCCACUAAAAGUUCGAAAACUGAAAGCGAGGGCUUCAGCAAUGAUAAAUUUAGUAGCCCUACUUCUGAUGCAGAAGAUGGGAAAUGGCGUCAGAGCCACAUUGAUUCUCGAAUUCAUGAAGAUGAUGAUUCUUCAAACCACUCUAGAGCUGAAACUCAUGCUAGGAGGGAUGUUCGAGCUGGUACUGAUGAUUUGGGCAAUGGGUAUUUGAACGUCAAGUCUUCCAAAGGCAAUGAGUGGCAGAAUGGGGAAGUUGGGCAUUUUAAAGGAAAAGAGAAACUAAAAGGUGACUAUGAUGGUGAAUCACUGGAGGCUAAUAGAAGGGAAGUAAAUUACCACAGACAAUCCUCCUCUGAAAUUGGAGAAGAAAAACGUAGACUGUCAGGAAAUUCUCCUUCUCGUGAUGGAUACAGAAGUCGAUCAAGAUCAGCUGGUCAUGCAAGGGAUAGGUCUCGUUCUCGUAGUGUAGUAGAAGAGUAUGCUCAUCCUAAGAGAAGGCACUCUAGGGAUCAAGGAUCCCUUUAUUAUACUAGCAGACACAAGAAUGAUUAUGACCUUGACGAGGAAAGAAGAAGGGAGCAUCGUCAUGGCAGUAAAGACCUGGUGGAAGAUGAGAGACAGGAACACAGUACUAGGUAUCACAGUAGGGAGUCCCGGCAUAGGGAUAGGGAAAACGAUAGGAGUAGGGACAGGUAUGUGGAUAGAGACUUACGCAGGGAAAAGAAGCGAGAGGAAACAAGCAGCAAUAAGGAGGUUGAUUGGGAGCGUAAAAGGGAAAAAGAACGUGGAAGGAGCCAUGAGAGGCAUAGAAGGGACAUGGAAAAAGAUAGGAGCAGGGAAAGGGACGAGGGCAGGGAUAGGAGAAGAGAAAAGCAAAGAGAUAGAAGCAGGGACAUGGUUUAUGAAAGGGAUAGGAGAAGGGAAAUGGAACGAGAUGUGAGCAGAGACAGAACAAGGGGUGGUGAGAGAGAUAGAGACUGGAAGCGUGAAUGGGAUUAUAGGAAUCAGGAAAGGGAUAACAUUAAGGAGAGGGAGAGACGAGAUGAUAGAUAUCGCCACAAAGAUAAAGAAGCCCCUAAUGGUAAGGAUAAGCAUAUGCGGCGUGAGGAUGGUAAUGACAGUGGAGAUAGAUAUAAAAAACAUUCAAGUCUUGAAGAAAACGGAUACCAUGCAGAUAGAAAGAGAAACUAUACCAUUGAAGAGGAUGAAAGGAAACUAAAAGGCCGUGAGGUUGAACAAGAUGAUGUAUAUGAGGAUACAUUGCAAUUACCUGAACAAGAAGAGGAAGAUCUGAACAGAAUCAAAGAGGAGAGUAGAAGGAGAAGAGAAGCAAUAUUGGAAAAAUACAAGAAGCAGAAUCAGCAAAUAGAACAAAAGGUUCGAAAUGAUGGAAAAGACAAGGAUGUGGACACUCCUACUGACAUUUCUAAAGCAAAUGAUGGUAAGAGUGAUGAUGUUGAUGAUGUGGAAUCAUCAUUCGCCGUUGGUAAGUCUCCACCAGAAAACGAGGAUGUUGGCUCAGAAAAGUUACCUGGUGCAGGGGGCCUAGGCGAGGGUACUCCAAAGAGUGAGAGGUCAGUUGACAAGUAUUGUGAUGAUAUAUUUGGUGAGACACCAACAGGAGUUCGGAAAAGGGGUAAAGGAGAUGGAUUACUGAUUGAGAGGGUUAGCCUGCAUGACAAUUGGGAUGAUGCAGAGGGCUAUUAUAGCUAUCGUUUUGGUGAAAUACUUGAUGGCCGAUAUGAAGUUGCUGCUGCACACGGGAAGGGUGUCUUUUCAACGGUUGUACGAGCAAAAAAUCUAAAAACUGGUAAUGGUGAGCCGGAUGAAGUAGCAAUAAAAAUUAUUCGCAAUAACGACACCAUGUACAAGGCUGGUUUGGAUGAAUUGAUCAUUUUAAAGAAAUUAGUAGGUGCAGAUCCGGAUGAUAAACGUCACUGUGUUCGUUUCCUUUCAAGCUUUAAGUACAGAAAUCAUCUAUGUUUAGUUUUUGAAUCUCUAAAUAUGAAUCUGCGUGAGGUUUUAAAGAAGUUUGGUCGCAAUAUUGGCCUUAAGCUAACUGCUGUGAGGGCAUAUGCAAAACAGCUUUUUAUUGCACUGAAGCAUCUCCGUAACUGUGGUGUUCUGCACUGUGAUAUAAAGCCCGAUAAUAUGUUGGUGAAUGAGGCUAAAAAUGUUUUGAAGCUUUGUGACUUUGGUAAUGCCAUGUUUGCUGGUAAAAAUGAAGUAACACCAUAUCUCGUGAGUCGCUUUUAUCGUGCACCUGAAAUAAUUCUUGGUUUGCAGUAUGAUCAUCCAUUGGAUAUUUGGUCUGUAGGCUGUUGUUUGUAUGAAUUAUAUACAGGGAAGGUUCUUUUUCCAGGGCUCACAAACAAUGACAUGCUGCGGCUUCACAUGGAAUUGAAGGGUCCUUUUCCAAAAAAGAUGCUUCGUAGGGGAGCAUUUACUGAACAACACUUUGACCAGGACCUGAGUUUUCAUGCUACCGAGGAGGAUCCUGUAACAAAAAAAACCAUAAAGCGGAUGAUUCUCAACAUAAAGCCGAAAGAUAUUGCAACAAUCAUCACCGGCUCUCCUGGGGAGGAUCCAAAAAUGUUGGCCAAUUUCAAAGAUCUUCUUGAUAAAAUUUUCAUCUUGGAUCCGGACAAGAGGUUGACAGUCUCACAAGCACUGAACCACCCAUUCAUCACUGGAGUGUCAUCGCAGUUGGCUGCCUGUUGAAGUGAAAAAGUGUGAUGUCCCUAAAGGCCUACACUUAACUGGCGGUUCUCAGUGGAAUGUACUGUUUCUAUUGAGACACCAGGGGUUUGAGGCUUCCCUCCCAUGCUUAGAUGCAUAAAAGGAACCCAGGAGAAGGUAUCUUGGUUUGUUUAUUAGGAAAUUAAAUUCACCGCUUUGGAAUGAAUUAUAAUUUCCAUUAAAAUUUGUUUUAUCAAUGCCUAUACUAUAGUUACUGUGUGUGACAGAAGAAUAUUUUAAGAUGAGCCUCAAGGCUCUUUUUUGAGUAUCUGAGAACAUGUGAGCUCAUCAGUUGUUUGUGUUUUAGCUAGGUGCAUAAAUUAGGGGUAGUGGUUACUGGUUAGUGAAGAAACUGCAUUUUCAUCCAGAUGCAGUUGCCACUACUACACAAAUUUCCAAUUGCAACUGCUUUAAAGAAAAUUUAGUAUAAGUGAAAGAGUACCAAAAUCUGUGUUUUUGGACAGUUCUUUUUUUCUUUAGCCAUGGCUUGAGUUGGGCAUAUAGAUAUAUAAUUGUACUCGAGCAUCUUUUUCCAUCUGAUGUCUUGUUUUCUUAUCAUUAUUUUCUUAAAUUUGCCUUUAUGUAUCCUAAUGGAAUUAUGUUGCAUUUUAUCCAUGGCGGGUCAUUCUGGAGGCAUUUCUACUGGAUGCUUGGCUGUGUUCUUGAAGCGUAUUCUUAUCUCGGUCAUUAAUGUGGAUCCCAAGGGUUCCAAUUUCAGUAGGUAACAAAUGCUGCAAGAAUAAUAUUUUAAGGUGAGCAUCUUUGUUAGAUAAUAAUGGAAUUGAAAAGAGGUAAUGGUGAAAGGAAUUUUUUUAAGAAAAAUAACUUAAUAAAUAUGGAUGAGACUUUCACCUUUUCCUCCUUUGGUGACCGCUAGAAUUUUAUUUUAACAUUUUUGGAUGCUCUUGAGUAUAAUUUAUUUUGCCUCUUAAAUUUUUUCUAAUUUGAAGCCAGAAUUUGGAAUUUUUGCCUCAUUUAAAAAAAAAAAGAACUAAACUGUUGUUUUUAAGCCUCAUAUUUAUUGUUCAACCCAUUUUUACAUAAAUAUAUACAAACUUAAAUCAUUUGACAUUCACCUCACUUUUAGUCAAAUACAAUUUUACAAAUCAAUUCAUUCAAAAUCAAAAUUUUCAACUUUGAACUAGACACACUUAGAAUUGUAUGACCAUUUCUUAUCAUCUGACCCACUUAUAUAUAUAUAUAUGGCCAUGACAUAAGUAAACCACAUAUCUCUGUUGUGACUACAAUUUUUGGAAAUAUGUUGGGUCAUUAUGUGGGGUGUUUAGACUAAUAAUGCUGUGGCAAACAUGUUUAAAGUUUGGGAUCUUACCAAUGAUCAUGAAGGAUUGGGUUUUAGAAUCAGACAAUGUAUAUAAGAGUUGUAUAUAUCUGCAAACAAGCCUAUUCAUUGAAUUCAAAUUAUACCAAUGCCCUCCAUAUAUCUAUGCAAUGAAACAAGGUGGGAGAUUUUCAAAACACGAUUCAUUGGAUUGGGCAUUUGGAUUUCAAGGUGUAGUAAGAAAGUUUACUAUCUGUCAAUCGGUGAGCUAUGAUGUUGCUAUGUGUAUGAUUGGUACUGUACUUAUCAAAAUAGGAACGCGGCGCACAAUGAAAAUUUCCCAACUUUCCUAGUCUCCCAAAACCUAUUUUCUGUGACAUGUGCCUCAACAAAAAUAAAAAGUUUUUCUUGACCCAAUUUGACAUUACUAAUUUGUUUUUUAAAUAGUUGAGCAUUAAUUUUGUUCCUUUGCUGACCAUAAACAAAGCUUGUUUAUUUUGAUACGUGGUAAACAAUGAAAAGCAUUAGUUAAAUAACAAAAAAUUGUAUUGGUAUUUUUUA